AUGUCGACACCUCGCAGUCUGCUGGGAGAAAAAGGAGUUUACGCCCUCAGAGCAGACACUCGCAGACUGUCAAGUGUCGACAUAGGAGAUGGAACAUGGACUCAUGCAGACAUUACAGAGAUGGGGAUUCUGAAGGCUGUAGCCGCCUACUUUGAGGCCAACCCGAGACCCAACACCACCCUUGCAGCUGGAGAUCUGACGCAGAUGAAGAACAUGACAACGAGGAAACUGUUCCAAGCCUACUACGGAGAAGGCGUUCCAGAAUCCCGUUUUCGGGACGCCAUUAACAGCAUCAUCAAAGCCAAUAACCAGGUGAAUCUGGAUCUGUUCCGGACGGCGGCGUGGCACUGUAACGGGGAGACAAUCAGGGAGGCCAACAAGAAGAUGAUAUCUCUUAGGGAACGGGCCAUAGAGGUUUUGUCACAAAGCAGUACAAAUUUUGACCUGGCGAGAACCUUGAUUGGACAGUAUCUGCACAUCAUGCAAAUGUUCUACAGCAACACCAACUGGAUUGAACUUAGUGGAGGUGUUAUGUACCACUCUCUCGGGAUACGAAACAAGACACUUCUUGGUGAAGCACUCCCUGAAAUGGAUACUUGCAUAUCUUCUAGUGAAGCUGUGAACGCAACGUGUGAUGGCAAUAUGAUUUUGGAUGACAAGAUUCUCACAAGCGGCUACAGAAGCGGGCAAGAUGUUAUCAAACCAUACAAAGACCCUAGUGUCUCCACAACGGGCAAAUGCAGUCAUGGUGGCCCGUGGGACGAGAGCAGUUCAUCAGUGGCAGCCCUGGGGGGAAUCAACAAAGACUCCUUCCUCGUGUCCCUGUCCCCCCACAGUCAUCUCCACCUGGUGGCAGCACAGGCAGCCAUUGAACACACCUCGUACUUCUUUGAUGACGAAGAAUACGGAAUCAGGGGUAUCAUCGGGACCAACAAAUUCAACGAUUUACUUCAACUGACAUCUGGACCCUCGCUUGCAUUCAUCAUAGACUAUUCUGGUUCCAUGGGAGACGACCUCGAAGGAAUUAAAUCUGUAAUUCGGGAUAUCAUGUCAAGUAAGAUUGGGACUUUGGAGGAGCCAGCGAACUUCAUUUUCUCCCUCUUCAAUGACCCGUUGUCCAAAAGCACGACUUACAGGACCAAUGAUGGGAAUAAUGCUCUGAGCUAUCUUGAGGGGAUCAGUGUCAGUGGAGGUGGUGAUUGUCCAGAAUAUGCUAUGGAUGGACUCUUUAACGGUCUGGCUUUGUGCAAUUACAACUCUGAUCUGUACUUCUUCACGGAUGCAUCUGCCAAAUUCCCAGAGGUGUUGUCAUCAGUACAGUCACUGGCUACACAGAAGAAUGUUCGACUGCAGAUGUUCCUGACGGAUGACUUGUGCGGGUCGAGCACCGCCCUGGAUUACUACAGAAAACUGGCCACAUAUACUGGAGGGUCUGUCUUCAUCACAAGCAAGGACGGUAUCGCCAGGGUUGCCUCGAUACUAAAGGAAUUUAGUAGUCCUUCGGUGACUAUAGUCAAGGCAACAGUAACACCUGACAUGAUGGUGGCCUUCCCUCUAGACCGAACAGUUCUCCAAGCAACACUUAAGAUUACAACAGAGGACAGAGCGACGCCCGUGUAUAAACUAUAUAAACCUAAUGAUAUUGAGGCUACGUCAAACGUAAAGGACUUUGGCGAUGGAAUCCAUGUGGUCAAGAUUCAGACCCCAACAACGGGCGUAUGGAGACUAGCCCGCCUGGGUUCCACAACCUGGGACGUGGAGGUGACAGCUCAGAGUACCCUGGACGUAUCUACAACAUUUGUGAAGCUGGACCCCAUCUCCGGGUUUGAGUAUGAGAUCAGCGGACGACCUAUAGCAGGUGAGAAUGCCACAGUCAUCCUUGGCAUUCCUUCGUCAGAUGAUGUUCGCACAGUAGACAACGUUAUCUUAACUGAUCCUCAAGGAGCUGAGCUGGCAAGACAUGGCGGACUGAUACAGGUUGCGUCAAGAGCUGAUUCACUGACCUACAGGACCACGUUCUCACUGCCUGUGGAGGCAUUCCAAAUGGCUGUAGAAGGCACCGACAAAGGAGGAAACAAGUUUUUGCGUCUUCAAACAAGAGUGAUAGUGCCUGUUGGCAUAGACCUUGCGUUUCUCCCCAAUAAUGGGAGCACGUACACUAUAGGAGAGAAUACAAUUCCCUUCACGGUGGUCAACAAGGCUGAAGCCGAGUCCAACAUCACAGUCAGAUUGUCACACAGAGUCACUAGUAGCGAGUACCACUACACCUUACAGCCCGGGGAACGUAAAUCAGCGUCAGAGACACUGGAUGUGACCGACUACGAUGUCAGGACAUUCACGCUUACUGCAAAGACAUCUAGCGCAAGUGAGAGCGAGUUCCAGUACGACAUAAUACAUCUGGUCGCAGAAAAGCCUGAUCUCAGGGAAGAAGAUGACACCAUCCCUGUCUGCAACGUCACCUCGGUGACAGGUAGUUGUGACGUCACAAUGCUUGACCCUUGUGUGUGCAGCCAGUACAAGUGGUCAGGGACUGCUGAAAUCAGAGACAAUGGGUUCGGACUCUACCAAGUGACCGCUUCUAUUAAUGCAACAGGAUCGUUCCGACACGACAAUUUCACCCUUGGUUACAACGGCACCAUAUCAGCUACCAUCACGAGCGACUGCUGUUAUCCACUCGUCUUCAUCACCGUGGUCGACAUCGCCAGUAACACCGGUCAGUGUGUGUUUGAUCUCUCCCCUGGACUGACUAAACCUAUUCGAUCAUGCAACUCAACAACUCAGUGUCAACUCCCUCCUCCUGGUGCUGCUGCUACUACUAGUCCCGGUCGUGCUGCUGAUGCUACUAGUCCCGGUCGUGAUGCUGAUGCUACUAGUAGUCCCGGUCCUAGUGCUGAUGCUACUAGUAGUCCCGGUCCUAGUGCUGCUGCUACUAGUAGUCCCGGUCCUAGUGCUGCUGCUACUACUAGUCCCGGUCCUAGUGCUGCUGCUACUAGUAGUCCCGGUCCUGGUGCUGCUGCUACUACUAGUCCCGGUCCUGGUACUAGUACUGUUCCUGCACCACCGAUCCCCAGUUACUUGGGCAAGGAUCUUGAGGCCGUUGUUGGUGUUGCCGCUUUUGGUGGAAUCUUGGUUCUCGUGCUUCUCAUCGCCAUCGUCGUCAUCUGUUGUAAGAGUGGGGCAGGUAGACGAAAAUACAAACGACGGAAAUAUGCGGAAAGAAGAUACUAGGACUCGAGUAUUUGUUCUCUCAUGCUGGCCAUGCUGAUUGCUCUAGACGUUGUGUGUCAUGAUUUUCAAAUUUUGGACCCCCCUUUUUGAGGUAUUAGUUGCAUGUCUUGAGCAAUCGCCGGCAAAAUAAUUUUUCUAGCAAAAUUUUCUUUGCAUGGUCAACUGUAAAGUGGACUGUUAGUAUCAUGUCGGCUUUCUAUGGUCUAUUGUAUUGUUGUCCGUCAAGAACGUGGACAUUUUCCAAAAAGCAUAGUACACAACACCUUUUGGAUAUGUCAAAACAGACGGGGUCAAUGUGAAUUAUACUGCUAUAGUAGAUUUAUAUAUAUGCAUUAGUUUACUAUCACACCAAAUAGAUAAAAGGUAAUUCAUUGUAUUAACUUCAUUGUGGAACGAUGUGACACCACGCCAGUUCUGCUUUAAGCAAUACACGUUUUGUUGUUAAUCACAGUAGGACUUUCCGUUAUGUUCCAUGCGUUUCACUGUUUGCCGCAUUCGUCAUAACGAUAACAGACUGGCACGUCGCUGGGACUAUCUCAUGCACGGCACCUUCCUGAUGGCCAUGUUAGCAGCCGACCUUGACCCCUUGUGAGGUCUCAAACCACAGGCCUCAGUGUUUCAGCUGCUUAUUCCAGCAUUACUGCCCGGUGAUUUUUUGUCAAAAUGUUCCUAACUUGCUUUCACAUCACUGACAAACGAGUCCAGUGAUAACGGUUCUUACCGGUGUCACAUUUACUGUACAUGUUUACAUAUCAGUCUGGCCUGUGUUGUUUGAUCAUACUGUCAAUUAUAUUCACUUCACCUUGUUUAUCUGCCUGAUGUCCACCAGGUGAGAAGUUCACCAGCACACCAUGGACACGUAGUAGCAGAUAUGGGGUAGAUGUUGGUGGGUGGCACAUGCACAACACAACGAUACUCGUGGCCACAGAUGACAGACAUGUAUCUUAUUUUCGAAAUGAUGAUAAUCAUUAACUAAGAAUGUUCAUUAACCCUGUAUAUAUGCAGAAACAUCUUUAUUCUUUAAGUAUUUGAUUAUGAAACAUAUCGUGGAUAAUAUAUAUAUUACAGUUUCUACAUAUUCUCAGAGUGAUAUAGCUAGCCCAGAAACAGUACUAGCAUAAAUAAAUCUUUAAAUAUAUAUAGCAAGAAGAAAACUAUUUAACAAAACUUACAUCAUGUAUGACUUGCCAUAAAUAUAUAUUACAAAUAAUAAUGAAGAUAAUAUGUAGAAUUAUAUAUAUACAAUAUGAUUAUACCCUGCACUUACCACUAUGUGGCAGUGAGUUUAACAAUCAAUUAUGCAGCCAAGGAUGAUCGGUCAAGGAUCGCGGGUCAUUCUGUAAAGAUUUAGAACACGACCUUAAUAAUGGUAACAAUUGUAUAUAAAACAAGUUGCAACAAAAACAAGAAAUCUCACACCCACACCUACAACUAUUUCAUACCACAUUCAUACGAUUAUAGGUUAAUACAAUAUUUAAGUUAUAAUUUAGUUUAAUUAGGUUUAAACUGGCAUUUACCUACCGCAUAGACCAUGUUUAAUAUACAUAGCAAAUUGAUAUUAAAUGAUGUAGUUUUAAUAGAUUACACAGACAACCCACUGUACUGAUUGUUAAAACCACUAGCUACAUUUAAUUAUGCACAAUAUAAUACCUCGGGAGAAAUGCACUAUGUACAAUACCAUGUAUAAGAUAAUUCUUUAUUGCCCGUGAGGGAAUUUGUCUUACAUCUGAAUGAGCAUAAAUGCAUGUAUCUAAAAUAAAUACAUAGAAACGUGAUCAUAAUUACCUACAAAUGUACAAAGCAUGAGAAUGGAGAACAUUAACGGUUAGUCAACAAAGAAAUUGAUAAUGGUACAGAAGACAUUUUAUAACGCUUGGAAUUGCACGUGGGUAAAUUAAACCGACGACCGGAGGUUAAACGUUCAUAACAUUCAGGUGAAACAUGAGAGGGAUCCAUAAUAAUAUAGAGGCUUUACGCUAUGAAUGUCAUUGAUUCUCUUAAAGAUACGAUUCAUAAUUUUCUCUCCUUGUUCUAUAAUCUUGUUUAGUUUGUUUGUAUUACUGAGUGAAAGGGGAGUCGAGCCGACACUGAAUAGAGAACAGGAUGGAUUGCACACAAGUUUUAUAGAAAAGGUCCAAAAAGGUUGAUUCAAUGUGAAAAGAUCGGAGUUUCCCAGGGAAAUGAAGGCAAGACUGACAACUACUGUAAAUGCGGUCGAUAUUUUGAGAGAAAUUCUCAAUUCUAGUUCCCAGAUACUUAUAACUACUGACUACUUCGUCGUCAUUGAUAAUGACAGGAUUAUUUGCUGGUUUGUUCUAUUCUAUCUGUAAAGUUAAAUGCUGAACUUAUAAACUAUCCAACCACUAUGAACAAAUGAUUAAAACUGAUACGGUAUUUAUACGGUAACCUAUAAACUAGCAAACUACUAUACACAAAACUAUUGCAGAAAACUAAUAAUACUUAAAACUUGAUUUUGCCACAAACACCACCCCUUAACGCAUAUUCCAAUAGAGCUAUGCUGUUUGGAUUGCGUACUGUCGAGUAUUAAUUUUACCUGAAGACACACAUUUGUUUACACAUUUAAGAAAUCAAAAUAUAAGUAAAUAUACCAAAUAUUGAUUGUAUAUUUGUAUUGCACAACUGCUGUCAAUGUUUGCGACCAUUUACAGCAGGUGCCAGUGUAGAGUAAUGUGUGCACACUCCCGCAGCUUCUCGUGUGAUGGUCGGGUGUCUAUAACCUGAACAGCACAGUCCAGUCAACAAUGAAGGGACUGGUUCGAUUGGUCAACACUUUCAAGAACAUGAUAAUCAAUGUUAAUCAUACAGAUGGGUAGAUGGGGCUAGGAUAUUCUGCAUAUACUAUUUUCCUGUAGCUGUACAUCUUCAUCUGAUACGGGAGAUACACCAUAUGGAGAUACAGAAGGGGUGCGACUCGGGUGUUUCCGUCUGUGCUAGUUAUGUCUCCCGCCCGAAGGGUCGGGAGACAUAUUGUUUUUAGUUGAGUUUCCGUCGGCGUCAGCGUCGGCGUUCUCAUUGUUUCCGGAACAUAACUCUAAAACUUCUUGAACAAUCUUCACCAAAUUUGGUGUACUGCCUCUCCAUAUCACGUAGAUGCACCUUUUUCGGGGUUUGAGUAUU
Molecule: messenger RNA, 6366 nt
Organism: Haliotis rubra (blacklip abalone)
Lineage: Eukaryota; Metazoa; Mollusca; Gastropoda; Lepetellida; Haliotidae
Product: von Willebrand factor A domain-containing protein 7-like
Exons: 20
Coding region: 1-3228 (1075 amino acids)
Source: RefSeq, a predicted model, not a curated record